CAUUUUAAUAUUACAAUAUUAUUUCAAGUAAUUCAACAGAACAAUGCAUGUGAUUUUAUUAACAUUUUUCUUUUCGUUUUGUGUUUUAAUUUAAAUGCAGUUUGUCUACACUAAUACAUUAAUUUGUUCAACUAAUGAGUUGUAUCUAACUUCUCGUGCGAAGCCGGGGCGGAUCGCUAGUAAUUUAUAACUGAAUAACAUUUUAUAAUUUACAGUGAUGGCAUUACCAGAUUUAUUAAGAAACUAUCCGUCCAGUGUCAGAGAUACUGUAGAAGGUCUUCUGAGUUUGUGGACCCUGCACCGUAUCAAUGUGACAAACGAAGAAGUGCCUGUUCCUACAAAUAAUGUGACAACAGAUGACGCGCAUGAAGAACAACCCAGUCCACCAUCAACCUCUGACAAUGAAGAUUUGAAUGCAUAUAAUUGCCAACCAUCGUCCAGUGGUAAUUUAAGUACCUUUAAUCGAGGUGCAACAAAUAAGGAGAACAAAAGGAUCCGACGCAAUUCAAAUGUUAACAAAGUUGGCGGUAAAAUGGUACCUAUCGGCAAUGGACACGCUAAACUACCUUUGGAAGUGCUCGAAAAUAUAAACUGGUCUUCCUCUUAUACGCGUAUAACAAGAAAAUUAUUGACUGCUGUUUUCUCGCGCCGGUAAAAUAUUUUUUUUUAAAAUAAUAGUUAUUUUUUUGAUUCGUGUUUUUCAUAUUAUAAUUAUUGAUUUUAUUUUAGAAU
Molecule: messenger RNA, 732 nt
Organism: Galleria mellonella (greater wax moth)
Lineage: Eukaryota; Metazoa; Arthropoda; Insecta; Lepidoptera; Pyralidae
Exons: 4
Coding region: 218-655 (145 amino acids)
Source: RefSeq, a predicted model, not a curated record